AUGACAACAAUUCUUGCUGCAGUCUCCAAGCUGAGAGGAUGUGUUAACCAUAUUGAAAAUAAGAAUCCUAGCAAUGCUUCCGAGCAAGACAUUUUAAAUCAAGCGAAGACGUUAUUAGAACAAGAUAUCAAAUACAACAAAGGAUUCAAAUUUGAUCAUGUCUGGCCUAUUCUUAAAGAUACUGAGAAGUUUUCAAAUAACCACACUAGUAGAGCCGCUGCAUUCCCAGAAGAAGGUCGUAAUGUUAUGUCAUCAUCAUCAUUCCAAGAUGAGUCAUCGCCAUCAUCUGAUAUGAAUUCAUUUGAUCUAAAUAUGAAUAGUGAAGAAGCCACUGUUAAUAUAUCUCAGAGACCUAUGGGUAUGAAGAAAGCAAAGAGAAAACAACAAUCCGAUGAGCCAUUUAAACAAAUGAUGGAGCAAAAUGAUAGGCUUAUCAAAGCUAUUGCUAAAGGUACUUCUGAAAAAAAUGAGAUUCAAAGACAGAAGGUCGAGGUACAAAGAAUGAAACAAGAGAAUAAAAUAUUAUUCGCAGAUUUGAACUCUAUAACUGAUCCAGCAAGUCGUGAGUAUAUUAAAAAUCAAAGAGCGAUCAUUCUGAGGAGAAGGGCACCAACAAACCAAUAUGAAGAACACGGAGAAGGUUCUCAAAGUCAAUAUCAUGGAUCUCAAUAUCGAGCAUCCCGUUAUCAAGGAGAACAAGCUGAAAGAGAACAAGUUGGUGCCGAACAUGUUCAAGGACAACAACCUCAAGGACAACAAUCUCAAGGUGAAAACCAAAGAUCACCAAGUGACCAACAAGAUUAUACCCAGUAUUAUCAUUAUUUUAGCGGAACCGAAAAUAAUUAUCCUGGGUAUUAG
Arabis nemorensis is the source of this 858-nucleotide messenger RNA. Lineage: Eukaryota; Viridiplantae; Streptophyta; Magnoliopsida; Brassicales; Brassicaceae. The record is from the annotation of a GenBank genome assembly.